Molecule: messenger RNA, 1071 nt
Organism: Clonostachys rhizophaga
Lineage: Eukaryota; Fungi; Ascomycota; Sordariomycetes; Hypocreales; Bionectriaceae
Source: the annotation of a GenBank genome assembly
AUGGCGCCCAAUUUCGAUACCACCCCAGAGCAACAGGCUGGCCAGCUUCACUUUUUCAAAAGCCAGGUUUUCGAGACCAAGAGCCCAGUUCUUACGCGGAAAGAUGCUGAUCUCAGUGGUCAAACCGCAAUCAUAACCGGUGGUAAUGUCGGUGUUGGAUUUGAGGUAGGCCGUCAGCUUUUGGAUGUAGGCCUAAGCAAACUCAUCCUUGCAGUCCGCAACGAAGAGAGUGGUCGGACUGCAGCCAAGGCCUUAUUGACGGCACGAGGCGAAAAUCAGGAAGUUGAAGUGUGGAACCUUGAUCUUUCCAACAACGAUUCCAUCAUGGCAUUCGCAGAACGCGUAAAAUCGCUUGAGGCUCGCCCUGACGUGAUUCUCCUCAACGCCGGUGUUCUCUGUGCCAAACCGACUUUCAAUAAGUCCACUGGCUACGAUGAAGACGUACAAACUAAUUUCCUGUCCACUGUACUCCUUCUUACUCUCCUCCUACCGGUUGUUAAGGAUAAACCCUCAGCAGCGAAAGCCACUCCGCCCCCGGUCCCACGGAUAUCCAUCGUGUCUUCAAUCAUGGCUCACUGGGCAAAGUUCGCCGAGCGCGACUCUGACCCAUUGCUCGCCGCAUUUGCCGAAAAAAGUGACAGUAACUGGGAUAUGGAGGAGCGAUACAGCACUAGUAAGCUUCUGGCGUUACUUUUUCUCGGAGAACUAUCCCGACGGAUCUCACCUGAGACGGCAAUCAUCAACGCCCCGACUCCAGGUGUUUGUCACGGCUCACUCUUCCUGCGCCAAACCUCGGGAGUGGUUGGGUUCAUUAUUGGAAUGUUCUACCGCCUAGUUGGUCAUUCUUGUACGGUGGGCGCCAGUCAGGUCCUGGCUGCCGCAGUGAGGGCUGGCCCUGAGUCGCACGGCCAGUUCGUGGAGAAUGGCAAGCUGAGGCCCCUUCCCGCCCUUAUAUAUACCUCAGAGGGAGAACAUUUGGCCAAGAGAGUGUGGAAGGAGACGAUGGAUGAAUUGUCCUUCGCUGGUGUAGAGAAGAUCAUUGAUAACCUGAGUCCUCCCCCAACUGCAUAG